This is a messenger RNA of Heteronotia binoei (common prickly gecko), 2625 nucleotides long. It is a transcript of the gene PEX14, whose product is annotated as peroxisomal biogenesis factor 14. The coding region runs from base 1 to 1080 and encodes 359 amino acids. NCBI's taxonomy places the organism in Eukaryota, Metazoa, Chordata, Lepidosauria, Squamata, Gekkonidae. The transcript is spliced from 6 exons. Gene Ontology annotation, molecular function: signaling receptor binding. Gene Ontology annotation, biological process: protein import into peroxisome matrix, docking. The record is from RefSeq and is a predicted model, not a curated record. Gene Ontology annotation, cellular component: peroxisomal importomer complex; peroxisomal membrane.
AUGCCGACAGAGCGUUUUCCACGUAAGCUCGCCCGGCAAACUCACUGUAUCUUUUCCGGCAAAAGCAUGGAUGUGCCGAGGGGCCGUGAGAACCGCGUGUGCCCUCUGCGGCUUUGGGUCCAGAACUGGAAAGAGUUUCAGUGCAGGGGAUCACAGUCUUCGGGCAUCAGUGGGAACCACGAAGUGACUUCACUCUUUCUCAUGAAGCUUCUCUCCAUCCAACUAGGUCCACCAAGCUCCAGAUGGCGGGAUUACGGUGCUCUAGCCAUUAUCAUGGCGGGUAUUGCGUUUGGCUUCCACCAGCUCUACAAGAAAUACCUUCUCCCCCUGAUCAUGGGGAGCAAGGAGGACAGGAAGCAACUUCUGAGGAUCGAGUCGAACAUUUCCGAAAUGAGCGGCACCGUGACGCAGACAGUGACUCAACUUCAGACAACUUUAGCCUCUGUCCAAGAACUUCUCAUCCAACAGCAGCAGAAGAUACAGGAACUCACUCAAGAACUGGCAACUUCUAAGGCUACGACAUCAACUAACUGGAUCCUGGAGUCUCAAAAUAUCAACGAGCUGAAGUCGGAGAUCUACUCCCUCAAAGGAUUGCUUCUAAACCGGAGGCAAUUCCCUCCCUCGCCCUCUGCCCCCAAAAUCCCAUCCUGGCAAAUCCCCGUGAAGCCCUCCUCCCCGUCUAACCCGGUCACCAACAACCACAGCACCAGCAGCGACAUCUCUCCGGUCAGCAACGAGUCCAACUCCUCCUCGCCCGUCAAGGAGAACCACAGUCCCCCCGAAGGGUCGAAGGUCAACUGCCAUCUUCUAGGCACUGAGGAAGAGAGCGAGGCAGUGAUCGACGUCAAGGGACAGGUGCGGAUGGAGGUGCAGGGGGAGGAGGAGAAGCGGGAGGACAAGGGGAAUGAGGAAGAGGAGGAGGAAGAUGGGGAGGAUGACGACGAUGUCAGCCACGUGGACGAAGAAGAGUGUUUGGACGUCCAGACGGAGGACCGACGAGGCGGAGACGGCCAGAUCAACGAGCAAGUGGAGAAGCUACGGAGGCCUGAAGGGGCCAGCAAUGAGAACGAGAUCGACUAGUGGGGCUGGGGUGUUGACUCCCAAUUCCCAGCACCUCUUGGUCAUGCUCCAUUCCCUGGGCCUCUUCCUUGCCCAGUGAUUUCCCCUGUCUCUCCCCCCCCCCACCCUGUGAUUCACCACGAGUAUCAUUGUGAUCUCCUAGCGAGCCAGGUGGCCGCUGAGCCAAGCUGGGCCUGAGCAGCCCACCUCUCGGUGGUUCCCCUUCCUGCCGUCACCACCCUUUUCACAUCCCAGUUCUGUCGAGGGUUUGGUUGCUACUUAGCCUGCCCCACAGUUUGGGGAAGUGGGGUCCCCUUGCUAAAAAUGUUCAGCCUCCAUCACCCCAGGCUUCCUGCCCCUUCCCACCCAUUUCGGGGCCCUCUUGCAUCACCACCUGCCGUAGCCACUAACCAAGCCAGUGUUCCAUCACUGGGCUUCUGCCUUCUGAGUGGUCCCACAAACCACCCCCCCCCCCUCCUCUCUCCCCGGCUGAUAUUGUUUUCUGCAUCAACCCUCAUUCCGAAGUCAGACCCCUUGUCGUCAAAGAGCCCAACCUUGAAGUAAUAUGAAUGUUCCCCACACCACCACCUUAUAUCUCCCCCCCCCCCCGCUUUUUUGUGCGUUCCAGGGACAAAGGAAAGCAUAUAGAGCGCCAUAGCAAAUUGACUUGCUACUUGCUCAGUGAAAAGCAGAUUUGUUCUGGGACCAAUAUGGAGGAUUCUUGGGGCCAAGUCUCCUUCAUGAGUCAGCUCCCCCCCCCCUCAUCUAUUACCCAUCAUACCUUCCUUCCGCCCCCCACCCCCAACCACUUCUCUGUCUGCCUCCCCACCCUUUCCAGCAGCCUGAAAUUUCUCUAGCAAGGCGAGGUAAGAGAAGAGAUGGAGGGGGGGGGGAACCAUGCAGCCCCAGCUGUGCAUUAGAAAGGGAGGGAGGUGUCCAUUAUUUGAGUCCUGGUCCCUAGCUGCUAACCCUAUGCUACAUCUUGUGGUCGAAAUGAUUUUCCCUGUAGAGAAAGGAAACCAAAAUGACUGAUUAUUUGCUUGUCCUUCUCCCUCAGUCCCUGGUUUGGACCCGCACCGUGGCCACUAGGUAGCGAUGGCUCAAUUCUCGGUGUUGAUGACGGGCCUUUGGGUCCGUCAAAUGAAAGGGAGAAAUGCUUUCCCACACUGAGCUCAUUUUCCCAAGGACCAAGUGCUCUUCUCCAAACAAAAUUCCACAUUAGAGACCCGUUUCUCGGACAUCUGUCCCCCUUCCCCGUAAUGGCUACUCACUUCCCUUCACUUUUGCCUUAUCGGGUAGAAAAAAUGGCAACCGGCCAUCGGUUUUCAGAAGCUCUUGUUUUACGGCAUCGUAUUCUCGGCCGAUCCAACUAGCCAUGUCCGAUUCCUGUUCACUUCAUGAGGAAAAGAGCCUCAGUUCCUGCAACGUCUCAAGUCUCACGCCUCCUCGACUCUCACUAAGAGGAAAGCAGAAACGUUCUCAUCCAUGUGAUCAUGUAUAGAAUUCAAAUAUAAAAUAUGAUUGUAUAUAAUUGUAAUAAAUAUGAGUUACCACUAUUUAACGCCA